This is a messenger RNA of Drosophila hydei, 2016 nucleotides long. Its product is annotated as NADPH-dependent diflavin oxidoreductase 1. Gene Ontology annotation, cellular component: cytosol. The record is from RefSeq and is a predicted model, not a curated record. The transcript has a single exon. Bases 131 to 1867 code for a protein of 578 amino acids. Lineage: Eukaryota; Metazoa; Arthropoda; Insecta; Diptera; Drosophilidae. Gene Ontology annotation, molecular function: FMN binding; flavin adenine dinucleotide binding; NADPH-hemoprotein reductase activity.
UUCUCCACAUAAAUACUUUCCGCCUAUCGUUCGUUACCUUAUACAGCAUGAUCCAUGCUACUACUGUAGUGCCGGCUUUAUCAACAAUUGGACUUGCACAGCAUUUCGAAAUUCUUGUUAUUUCAUAAUUAUGCGUAUUUUGGUACUUUAUGGCAGUCAAACUGGCACCGCCCAAGAUGUGGCCGAACAGAUAUGGCGUGAGUCACGUCAAUGGGGCUUUCAUGGACCGGUGCUGGCUCUUGAGGACUACAAUAUUCAACAGCUGGUCGAAGAACGUCUCGUUAUCUUCGUGGUAGCCACCACGGGCGAUGGCAUGGAGCCCGACAAUAUGAAGCAAGCCUGGCGCUUCCUACUCAAACGCAGCCUGCCCAGCCACUCGCUGAGUGGUCUACAAUUUGCGUGCCUGGGACUGGGAGACUCCAGUUAUUCCAAAUUCAAUUAUGCAGCCAAAAAGCUGCACAAGCGUCUGCUGAAUCUUGGCGCCACGUCGAUUUGUCCCUUGGGCUUAUGUGAUGAUCAACAUGACUAUGGCCAUUUGGGCACAUCGCUGACCUGGACAGCGGAGCUAUGGAAGACACUGAGUAAUACUUUGGCUGUGCGCAAGCAAAAGGAGUCGAUACAAGUGAAAAGGUGGAACGUGCGAGUGCUUGGACAGGAACCUUCUCUGGAUGAUGAGCGCCUGCUUUGGACACAGCGACAGGAGGCACACGUGUUCAAGUUAGCUGAAAAUACACGCACCACAGCCGAGGAUCAUUUCCAGGAUGUGCGUUUGUUGCGACUCAACAGAAGCACAGAGAACCCUACGUGGCAACCCGGCGAUGUACUCGAAGUCCAGCCACAAAAUAGUAGUGAACUUGUCAAAGACUUCUUUGAUCUGCUAAAGGAACAUCAACUUGACUUCGGUGCCGCCACCGUGGUAGAAGUGAGCAGUGCUCACGAGGAUUUGCCUUUGCCUUUGGCCUACUCCAAACCACUCUCACUGCAGCAGGCGGCGAAGUAUAUUUGGGAUCUGAGUGCCAGGCCGCGACAGCGGUUGCUUGAGGUGCUCGCACAGAACUGUGACGAUGAAAUGGAGCGCGAGAAGCUGUUGGAAUUUUGCAGUGCUGAGGGUCUGGACGAUCUGAUAUCGUAUGUAAACAGGCCACGUCGCAUGCUGUUGGAGCUGUUGCAGGACUUUCGGCAUGCCAUGGCCAAACUGACGAUUUCCCAGCUAUUCGAGAUGAUGCCUAUAAUACAAACGCGCAGCUUUUCCAUUGCAUCUGACCAAUCUGCCAACACUCUUGACUUGCUCGUAGCUGUCGUUAACUAUAAGACCAUAAUGCAUACUCCACGCUUGGGUCUGUGCUCCAAUUGGUUGAAGGACUUAGAAGCGGGCGUGGAAUUACGGGCUGCCAUCAAACCGGGCACCAUGACCUGGCCUAAGGAGCACCAGACGCCGCUAAUCAUGAUCGGACCUGGCACAGGAAUUGCGCCCUUUCGCAGCAUUAUCCAGCAUCGUUUGCACUUGCAGCAGUUGGGCCACAUUGUGGGUUCUCUUGUUGUCUUCUUUGGCUGUCGUAACCAGUCAAAGGACUACCACUUCAUGGAAGACUUUAAGGCAUGGCAGGCCAAUAACAGCGUGGAGGUGCAUGUGGCCUUCUCGCGUGACCAGGAGAAUAAAGUGUACGUGCAGCAUCUGAUCAAGGAGCACGGCUCACAUUUGGCUCAACUAAUUAGGGAACAGAUUGCCUUUAUCUAUGUGGCAGGCAGCUCCAACAAUAUGCCAAAAGCGGUCAGAGAAGCAUUUAUUGAAGCGCUGGACAACGAUGCGCUCUACAUGGAGCAACUGAUUAAACAGCGACGAUAUCAAGAGGAAACAUGGGCUUGAGCACAAAAACUGAUCAAAGGAGUCAACGACUCUUGCACGCAAUAGACAAAAGUUUCAAGUUUCUUAGUUUCUAUUUGUUGGACGGAUAUGUAUAAACAUCACGUGUUGAAUUAAAUAUAGGCUAGCAUUUUAAAUUAUACUGUUCCUAA